AUGUUGAUAUUCGGAAGAUUGCCUCCUCUCAAUCCUUUUUAUGUUCAAAGAAAUUAUGAUCAGGAUUUAGAUAGACUAAUUAAAGAGAAAAAUGUGAUUAUUUUGUGUGGUGCUUCGGGAACGGGUAAAACGCAACUAGUCCGACAGUGGGUUCACCGAGUAUUAAAAACAAAUAAUAAUAAUUACAAGGCGCUGAUAUGGGUUACGGCCAACCAUUCAGAUACACUUUUAAGCAAUUGCAAACAGAUCGGUGAUAUGUUAGAUAUCGAGGGCUCUGAAUAUCUAUCUGAUGAUGAGCUUAGCAAAUCAAUUAAAACAAAAUUAGAAGAGCAACGUUAUUUAGUGAUUGUUGAUGAUGUUUCUAGUGAAGAAGUAAGAGAUGUCAUUGGAAGAUUCUUACCGGAUUAUAAUGCUGACAUAAUUGUCACCAGUCACUACAAUGACUGGGAUUAUUGUAAACUGCUCGUAAGACAAUGCACCGAAAAUGAUGCCAUUGCUAUCGCCGAACAUAUUUUGAAAGAAAAAGGAGGCAAAUCUAUAGACUCAGCACAUUUGAAAGAACUGGUUGCACACUUCGAAUGCAAUAUUUUGUGGGUAACACAGGCGGCAAAUUAUAUCUCGGAAAAUUUAGGUAGCAAUGUGGUUUCUUACUUAAAUAGCCAACAGAAGUCAGGACAACCUUUGAGUGACUAUAGUAAAAAUCCACAACAAGCUUUAUUGUCUAGUCUUAAAUUGAUUCAACCCGUUGCUAAACACCUUUUUUUUGAAGUAACAUCAUGUGAUUCAUCUUUGAUAGCAUCAAUAAUUUUACAAAUUUGUAGUUUAUUGCCUAGUCAAAACAUACCGGUAGCUUUAUUGACUCAAUAUUUGCAAUUUUGUUUUAAUACUUCAGAACAGCUAUCGGAGAAAUUAAUUAGUAUUUUGUGCAAGAAGACCAUGUUAAUUGAACGCGAAGGGGAUUUUUUGAGCAUGCAUCGUUCUUAUCAAAUGAUAUUUAAUCAAAAUAUAUUAGUUAAAGAAAAUCUUGUUACCGACGUCAAAUUAUCUGAAUAUCAAGCAUGUUUUCUUAGAUUUCUGGUAAAUAAAGUAAGGUGGCGUCGUAGCGAAAUUAUUAGUCCUGUAAAAAUAUUUCAAUGGGAAGAAAAAAUCGACAUUUUUCCGCAUGUUAAAUCAGUAGUUUUGCACCUUAAGCAAGAGGCCGUCUACGAAAAUUUAUUGAUGGAACUAUAUUAUUCCAUUGGUAACUAUUAUGAAACUCGAGAAUUCCUACAUGAAGCAAAAACAUACUAUUUAAAAUCGCGCGACUUGUGUGAAAAAUUCAUAGGAAAAGGAGCAAUCAUGGACCUUUGUGGUUUGCCAAUUGUUGGAAGUAAAGUAAUUGUUGAUAAGAUGAACUCUGGGAUAUACGACGAAAAGCAACUUAGGAUGUAUAGCAUAGAAAUCAUAUAUAAAUUGGCAUCUAUUAAUAUAAGAUUAUGGAAUAACUUGAAUACACAGGAAAAAGACCUAACAGUUCAAUAUCUUGAGCAAUCAUUGCUAAUACACCCAUUACUGAUCAAAUCAGAUGAAUUCCGAGCUUAUCGAGAUCAAUAUUACACAACUCGCAACCUAGCUGUCGCUUACAAGAAGCAAGGUAAUCUGGAUGAAGCAGAAAGAAUUACUUCUAAUUUGUUGAAUGCCGAUUACAUCAGAAAAGACGCCGAAAUACGUUCACUUGUCUACCUUGAUGUGGCACGAAGAGAAAUAUAUUUAAAUCCUCAAAAGGCGAUUGAUUAUUUAAAAGAAAGUUUAAACGCAAUUCAGUCCAUCGCAGAAGAAAAUUAUUCUUAUGGUAAUCGUACAAAAGAUAUGAUAACUAUUUACAUUGAAUUAGGAUGCGCUCAUUUAGAAGCCGCCCGUGCAUAUUCAGAUGAAGAAAGUAAAUAUAAGGCAUUAAAGGAGGCAGAUAUUCAUCUAUGCCACGCCUUGAAAUUCAAUCACAUGUAUUAUAAACGAGAAGAUAAUCGAACUGCGGGAAGAAUUUACUAUCAUUUGGCAGAAGUUAAUGAGUCAAUGAAAUAUUAUUUCUUGGCGCAAGGGGCUCUUGAUCAGAUAAAAGAAAAGUUUAACAAAACAAAUGAUCCUCACUUACUUAAAGAGUAUGCUGACAUUUUGAUGGCAACGAAUGAUCCAGAAAAAACAAAGUUGGCUAUCUCUAAAUAUAAAAGUUAUUUGGCCAGUAAUCCGGACAAGAAAAACUGUGCCUCGGUGUAUGAGCGAUUAGGUUACGCUUUUUUCCAACAAACGGCCAUUAAAUCCGAGGGUGAAGUCUUAGAAGAGCAAAAAAAAAAUGCGAAGGCUGCUUAUAAAGAAGCACAAAAGCACUAUAAUGACCUAUUGGAAGAUAUCGAAUUUUUUGGAAAUGAUUCUAUUAAGUUUGAUUACAACAAAUGUCUCUGGGCAAUUGAAGAAUUGGAAAAGGAAAAGCUUUCUGAUAUUCGUUUAGACAAAAACAAUGAUGAAUUAUUUAUUCAGAAACUAGUCAGUGCGUUGUUAAGACGAUACAAUCAUUAUCGAAAAAAAUUGUCAUCAAACUACCAAAUCGGAGACAAGACUAUGGUUACCACAGAUAUAGUCAAAGCUGUAGCAGAAAUUAUCCCUACCGUAAGCAUCGGUACAGAAUGCGGGGUAUCCAUGACAGUAGAUCCUAAAGAACUUGUAAAAGCAAUGGCAAAUAUAAUUCAAUCGAUACACACUGGUAAGAUGAUGCUUAAGGCAGAACAAAUUAUGAACACCUUGGAAGACGAUAAUGAAACAAUGAAGAUGCUUUUUAAAGAAGCUGCAGAAAAAAUAGAUGGAAUUUAUGCAGAUCAAAUACAACAGCUCGAACCCGAAUCUGUUGAAGCACUUGCUCAAUUUAUUUCAAAACAAUUGUUUGAUUAUUUAGGUUCAAAUAAAGUAGACUUUAUUCUUAGUCCGACCGAGUUACUCAUUGCAGGGUUGCAUUUUACCGCAUAUAAGAAGAAUUGUUUGUUAACUACUCUGGACGGAAUUCUAUGGAAUGCCAAGGAAAUGCUUUGUAGUACGGGUAUCAUCACUUCCGACGGCGGUGUUUACAUUUAUAUCAAAGAUCCUGGACGCAAUCUUAAAUAUGGAUUCCGUCAUGAUAAAUUACCAUAUAAUCGUUGCCAUUACGAACGCCACAGCAACAUGAUGGAAGCUAAUAAACGACUUAUGCAAUUAGUGCAGUUGCAAAAAAUAUCAAAAGGAUCUAAAUGUUGCAUUUCAUAG
Molecule: messenger RNA, 3270 nt
Organism: Acaulospora morrowiae
Lineage: Eukaryota; Fungi; Glomeromycota; Glomeromycetes; Diversisporales; Acaulosporaceae
Source: the annotation of a GenBank genome assembly